Numida meleagris (helmeted guineafowl) is the source of this 4138-nucleotide messenger RNA. RefSeq names its product mitogen-activated protein kinase kinase 4 (gene MAP2K4). Gene Ontology annotation, biological process: MAPK cascade; protein phosphorylation. Gene Ontology annotation, molecular function: ATP binding; JUN kinase kinase activity. The transcript is spliced from 13 exons. The record is from RefSeq and is a predicted model, not a curated record. Lineage: Eukaryota; Metazoa; Chordata; Aves; Galliformes; Numididae. The coding region runs from base 225 to 1538 and encodes 437 amino acids.
CUCAGGGUGAAGGCUCCGGCUCGGGCCCGCACCGCCGCUGCCACGGAACGGAGCCUGGGCGGCCGCGGGCGCCCCGCCUGGGAGGGGUUAAGCGGGAGCCCCAGCCCGGGGGCGGACGGCGAGGCUCCGGCGCCUGCUAUACGGCGGCGGGGCUCUAGGUGUCCUGCCUGGGAGGGUCCCUGCUGCAUUGCAGCCUCCGCGCCGCUCCGUCUCUGGCGCACACAAUGGCGACUCCCAGCCCCAGCAGCGGCUCCGGCUCGGGCGGCGGGAGCGGGCCGGGCCCAGGCGGGCCUCCGGCGCACGCGGCCGUCAGCAGCAUGCAGGGCUUUCAGAUAAACUUCUGUGAAAAGGCACAAAGUAAACGCAAAGCACUGAAGUUAAAUUUUGCAAAUCCACCUUUCAAGUCUACGGCAAGAUUUACUCUAAACACUUCUGGAGUUCCUUUCCAAAAUCCACACAUUGAUACACAAGCAACACUGGGUAGUAAUCACAUUGUCCCGUUCAGUUUCAAAAGGAGAGAAGCGGACCUCAUCCAGAAACUUUCCAGCAGGCUACAAGAGAGACUGAGAACACACAGCAUUGAAUCAUCAGGAAAAUUGAAGAUUUCCCCUGAACAGCAUUGGGAUUUUACAGCAGAGGACUUGAAAGACCUUGGAGAAAUUGGACGAGGCGCUUAUGGUUCUGUCAACAAAAUGGUCCACAAACCAAGUGGGCAAAUUAUGGCAGUUAAAAGAAUUCGGUCGACAGUGGAUGAAAAAGAACAGAAGCAGCUUCUGAUGGACCUUGAUGUAGUAAUGCGAAGCAGUGACUGCCCAUAUAUUGUUCAGUUUUAUGGUGCACUCUUCAGAGAGGGUGACUGUUGGAUCUGUAUGGAGCUCAUGUCUACCUCGUUUGAUAAGUUUUACAAAUAUGUAUAUAGUGUAUUAGAUGAUGUUAUUCCAGAAGAAAUCCUAGGCAAAAUCACUUUAGCUACUGUGAAAGCACUAAACCACUUAAAAGAAAACUUGAAAAUCAUUCACAGAGAUAUCAAACCUUCCAAUAUUCUUCUGGACAGAAAUGGAAAUAUUAAACUCUGUGACUUUGGCAUUAGUGGACAGCUUGUGGACUCCAUUGCCAAAACACGAGAUGCAGGGUGCCGGCCGUACAUGGCGCCGGAAAGGAUAGAUCCCAGCGCGUCCAGGCAAGGCUACGAUGUCCGCUCAGAUGUCUGGAGCUUGGGGAUUACAUUGUAUGAGCUGGCCACAGGGCGAUUCCCCUACCCCAAGUGGAACAGUGUGUUUGACCAGUUGACGCAAGUAGUAAAAGGAGACCCACCACAGCUGAGUAACUCAGAGGAAAGGGAAUUCUCCCCAAGUUUCAUCAACUUCGUCAACUUGUGCCUUACAAAGGACGAGUCCAAAAGGCCAAAGUACAAAGAGCUUCUGAAACAUCCCUUCAUUCUGAUGUAUGAGGAACGCACAGUGGAUGUUGCAUGCUAUGUUUGUAAAAUCCUGGAUCAAAUGCCAGCAACUCCUAGCUCUCCAAUGUAUGUCGAUUGAUAUUGCUGCUACGUCAAACUCUAGAAAAAGGGCUGAGAGAAAACAAGCUGUAAAGAAUUUUCAUCACAUAUUGCAGUGUUUUUAAUGCUCGCCCAGACACCAUGUGCAAUAAUAUUGGUGUUAUUUCCAUCCUGUCUGUAUACUGUUGUCACAUAUAAAGUGCAUCCCUGUAAUACCUGAUCACACAGUGUUAGUGUUGGUCAAAGAGAGACCUCAUCUGCUCUUUUGUGGACAUAUUCAUGAAAUGUGGAAAUAAGUACAUUUAUUUGUUGACCGUGAUUGGAUAGCACCUAAAAUUCAUUUCUAGACUCAAAACUUGGAGACUCCUCAGCAGCUACUGGAAAGAUUUUUCUCUCAAACUCUUCCAAUUGUUGUUUCAAGUAAUAAUAAAAAGCAAGCAAACAAAAGUUAGGCGUUGUCUGUCUGAACAUUAAGAGACUUUGCCUGGAGGGAGAAGAACUUGCUUAACCAACGAGAUACUUUGCCUUCUGGAGCUAGGGAGGCAAAGGAGAAUUUUAUUCUUCACAAAGUGCAAUAGAUUUACUGCUAUGAAAUUCUGUUGCUUUACAGUCGCAGCGUACUUUCUGGGGACAGUGUGCUCAGCUGAACUUCCUGUUAAAAGAGAGCUCAUGUUAAAUAUAGUGAAUAUGUCUUUACCAAAAAUAUGUCGCAUUGAAAGAGGCUAACAUUAAACUAUUCAGAGAUGGGACAUAAUGUAUUCUUUCUCCUUUUACCAAGCCAGCCACCCUUCACUCUUAACUAGGCGUCCUGUAAAUUGUUACCUGGUAAGAUAAGACCUUUGAUCUGAAGAAUUAUUAAACUACUCAAUUGAAUUUAACCCGCUUGUGACCUGAUUUAUAGCUGCACAGCGCUCACCACCGGCUGGCUUUGCUUUGACUUCGACAAGUGCCGUUCACAAAGUCUGCAGCUGUUUUAAUGAGCCAGAAAUGAAUGUCUGUGAUUCCUAGUCCAUGUUUCUCAUGCUCUUCACUGUCCCCAGCUCUGCUGCUAGCACCGUUUCCCUGCCCCCAGCCCAGCAGCGCUGCCACUUCCCAGCCCGCUGUGUCCCUAACGCCACCAGACCUCAGCCGUUCCUCCUCAGCGCUGCGGCAGGAUGGUUCUGCCACGCCGAGUCUGUGCCCAUUGCGCUGCUACAAAUGCGAUGCUCUGCUUGGUUGGUUGGAAGCCUUUUUCGCCUUUUGGGUGUAUGUAACCUCUUGUUACCCUGGGAAGCUCAUGUUACUGUACUUUGCAGUGAACCUUGCUGAGAACCUUGCAAGGCAGUGGAGAUGAGGGAACGUCAAACACCUUCUGGGUUUUCAGCAGAUCCAGCAAGACCAGGCAAGGUGUAGGACUGGCACUGCUGCCCUGAGCUGUGGGUGCCCCAUCCCUGGAGGUGCCCAAGGCCAUGGAUGGGCCCCGUGCAGCCCGAGCUGGGGGCAGCCAGCCCACGGCAGGGGGUUGGAACUGGAUGACCUUGAAGGUCCCCUGAAACCUAAGCCAUCCUGUGAUUCUGUGAAGGCAUGGCCUUGUGACUAACUGCUGACCACAAAGUAAAUCAGUUGUCUUUUUUUAAUUAUUAUUUUUUAAAUUUGGCAUCUUUUUGAAAGAGGAUUUUUUUCUGAAUACUCUUUCCCUCCAAAAUACUGCGGUUCUCAGACAUUGAGUAGCAUGCUGGAGAUCAAAUGGAGGCCGCGUGAUUUCCAUUUUGAAUUGUCCAGUUUUGGGCACUUGAUACGAUUUUGCCGAAGUGCAAGCAACCCACUCGAAGCUUUGGCAGCACCAGGCCGGGGCGCAGAGGGCUGGGUGCACGGAGCAGUGCGCACGCCGCAGUGGUGGGAUUUCCCUGGAUGGGGCUUCCCAUUGCAAUGCCACCGGGCUGCAGUGGGAGCACAGCUCAUCCCUGCCCCUGCUGCUCAGGUGGGGAAGGAGAGAGCCCAGGCCACGCUUGCAGGCGCCCGGCAGAGGGCAUGCAGCGCUGCAUCUCCCGCUGAGCGCCCGCAGCCCCCAGGGCAGCAGCCCUGCAGCGCAGCGUGCGGGUGGGGCAGUGCUGAGCUCUGCAGGGAGCUGAAAAAGCAGAAUUUCCUGAAGUGACCGCCCAUCCCCAGCUCUGAUAAACCCAGAACACGGUCCGUAGCGUGGCUAAAGCAGUAAUGAGAGUCGGAGUCAGGCGUGGGCUGUGCGCUGUCACUGCUGCCUGUGCAGAACACCUUUGACAUUGAUCGAUUUCAACUAUUAAGGGUGCACCAUUUAUUACAAUGUAUCUUUAUUAAAAAAAAAAAGAGGUGUAUAGUGUUCAGAAGCUGUGAAAAUAGUGUAAGAACUGUACAUUGUGUACUCUGCUUAUUUUUUUUUCUUGUACCAUAGAAAAAAAAUGUAUAAAAAUGAUCGCAAAGCCGAUGUGCAGGGAUGUUGCCUUAUUGUCUGUAAAAUGGAGCUCAGGAACAUAACUGCUUCAAAGAGCUUCAGAGUAUUUUAUCCGGUAUCCUGGUUGGACUUCCUUCUCUAUUUAAGAUAUUAUACAUGGAUCAGAGUGUUUAUGUAAUAGUUCUAUCCUUUUGCCUGCAGGUCAGUUGUAAUAAAACUGGGAUGCGACCGUG